CGUCUACUCUACCCGCACUGAAAACUGGCAGCCAACUCGUGGAGGACCUUUAGUUGUCCUGUUGACUCGCUACGAGCACCACCACGUUCACUGGUUCUCCUCUUUCUUUCUCUCGCAUCACCAGGAUUCGCUCUUUCUUUUCUUUUUCGUUCGUGAAAUUGUGUGUUGUGGUGAAAGGCAACGUAAUCAAGUGUCGACGCAUUUUCUAAAUCAAAGAAAAGUUAAAGGGAAAGAAAAAAGAGCCGACAUCGAUGGCGGGUCGUUAGGACGAGGCCGGAAGCUGCUGCUAAUAUUCAAGUGUGUCGCCACCUCGCCAGAGACGAAAAAUCUCAUCAGUUCAACAGCAAAAAAAAAAACCCGAAAACCUCACCCACAAAGGACAACGAGGAAGGAAAAUGAAGUCGCCUGUCGUCAUUUUGAUGUUUGUCAGUUUCUUCUUCAUCCAACCCAUCACCCCCACUGAAAUGUGCGUGGGAUCUGCACUGGGAAUGGAAUCGGGACGCAUCCCAGACUCGGACAUCAGCGCCUCAUCUUCGUACGCGCGUAGCGUCGGUCCCGAACACGCCAGAGUUCGUGUGGAAAAGGGAGGCGGUGCGUGGUGUCCUCGGCCGGCCAUCCAACACAACGUGCGCGAAUGGCUGGAAGUGGCACUUCCGUCGGGUCACGGCCCCUAUUUAGUCACGGCCAGCGAAACGCAGGGACGGUUCGGCAACGGGCAAGGCCAAGAAUUUGCCGAAGCGUUCAUCAUUGAAUAUUGGCGCCAUCAUUUAGGCCGUUGGGUGACCUACAAAAAUGCUAAUUCUCACCAGAUAUUGCCGGGCAACAACAAUCCAUGGCUGGCUGCUGUCCAGCAACUGGAUCAUCCGCUAGUGGCCGAACGGAUACGUUUCCUGCCUUACAGUCAUCAUCCGCGCACCACCUGCAUGCGAGUCGAGAUCUACGGCUGUCCCUGGACAGGAGGAUUGAUGGGCUACACGACGUGGCCGAAAAAGAGCGGCCAACAUCUGGUCGACUGGGCUGAAAAUCUCGACGACAUUUCAUAUGAUGGGGACAACCGAGUGGCCGGACUUGGCCAGCUGGUCGACGGCGUCAUCACCGACAAUCGCACAUCCAUCAACGCAACAUUUUUCGGCUCCAGCUGGGUGGGCUGGAUGAAUAAUGGAUCGUCGGCCGCCGAUGGCAGGGUGCACCUCUUUUUCGAAUUCCAUUCGGCCAGGGAGUUUACCAGCGUCACGCUCCACUUGGCCAAGGAGCCAACGUCGGCCAACGCCAACGCCACCGCCACCGCCACCGCGACGGGAUUGACUGCCUGCCUCGUCCACUUUGCGCUGGACAAGGACAAUUACAACGCAGGCAAAGCCGUCCGGCCUUCGCUCGACGCUCUGACGUCGGCCACCAUUCAGAAGGUGACCAUCGAUUUGAAGCGUCGCGUCGGCCGCUAUUUGCAGCUGCAACUGCAGUUCAACAGUCGAUGGCUGUUGAUGAGCGAAGUGACUUUCCACUCGUCCGAGGCCAACAUCACCACCACCACCACCACUGCCGGCCAGCGGCAAGGCGGCGACGACGCCGUUCGAUUCGGAAACGAGGCCGACCAGUCGCAAACGGACCAAAAAGACGCCGUCGAUCCGGCGCUAGAACAAGGACCCGAAAUCGCAAUCAUCGACGGCGACGACGACGGCGACAUGGACAUCGACGUCGAUGACGAUAGUUUCGAGGAGAGCAUUUCGACGGUGGCCGAAGAUCAAAGGACGGCCUAUAUUGGCCUGGUGGGCGGAGUCUUGUCCAUCGUCGUCUUGUUACUGGCCACCGGCCUCGUCGUUUACCUCAAACGACGUCGCAAUCGGCACGGCAAACAAGUGGCCGCCAUGUUGCCCGGCGGCGGCGACGGCGGCGGCUGCGGCAGCGAUGGAUUGAACAAGUUGUCGUUGACGCCGAGGGUGGGUCUCAACGACGCCAAACAGCGCACGACGCUCUUGAGUUUGAAGCAAUUCAGCCACAAAUCGAAUUUAGCGCCGUCGGCUCGCGACGGCUUUUACGGGCCAGUCAUUUCGAUGGCGGCCGGCGAGUCGGACAGCGACACUUCCUCUUUCUACCACGAACCCUAUCAGCAACAGCAACAACAACAGCAGCAACAACAGCCAAUUAGCGUCAAGUACAGCAGCAACAGCAGUCAAAAGCAGACGAACGCGUCCAGUCGAUCGGCUGCAUUCCGGCCGACCAAUCAUUUUUGCUCUUCUUCUUCUUCUUCCGCCGACGCCGAGUACGGCUGCCUCAUCCAAAAGGAGCCGUUGCUGCUGACGCCCAAAGGCCUGCACUGCAAAGGACUUUACACCAACGCGACGGCCAACGCGACGGCCAUGCCGUUACCCCGUCCGCCUUUAUCGGCCGUCAAGCUGUUCAUGGCCGACCCAUUGAACACGAUGAGCAGUGCGACCACUUCGUUCGCAGCUGUGCCGUCGGAAAAUUAUUACGCCACCACCGAUCUCAUCCUCGGCGAUCGCGGCGUGUUGAAGCCGCUUUUCGAAGAAAAUUCCGCCCUGAUGUCGACUAGUGAAUCGUCGUCAUUCGAAGGAUCGGAAGACGGAGGAGGAGGAGGAGGAGGCGCCGCCAUUUUCACGGCGCCACCUCCACCCCCGCCACAGCCGCAGCCGCACCCGGCGCCACCAUUCCCGUCGCACGUCUCGCCCUACGUCAUUCCCGCUGGGUCGCCCGUCGAUGACGAUCUUUGCCCGCCAGAUUUAGGCCGCCACCAAAUCGGAUUACUCGAGAAACUGGGCGAGAAUUCGGCGGGCGCGUUCGGCCACCAGCCGACAGCCGUUCACACAGCGUUGCAUUUCGCCGAAUUGAUUGACGCGUCCAGUUUCGCCGGACGCAAGUGCGUCUUCUUGCGGCUCGUGCGGCGCAACGGUGCCGGUCGCCGCCGCCGCCGCUGGAACAGUGACGACCUGAUCAGCCAAGUGAAGAGAUUGGCCGUCCUUCGUGACCCGUCCAUCGCCAAAGUGGUGGCCAUGGCCACCAAUCUAUCAGCCAGCGACGACGUCAUCACCUUGGGUCUGAUGACCGAGUACCUGGAAGGCGGACCGUUGCCCAUCUACCUGCGUCAGUAUCGUCUAGGAGCCGCCGAUAACUUUGAUCCCGGCGUCAAAACCAUCAGUUUGGGGGGUCUCGUCUAUAUGGCGACUCAAAUAGCUUCGGGCAUGAAAUAUUUGGAAUCGCUCGGCUUCGUCCAUCGCGACCUGUCAGCUCGCAACUGCCUGGUGGGCAAGGGAUUCACCGUGAAAAUCUCCGACGUGGCCGUCUACCGGACGCUGUUCGCACGCGAUUAUUUCUACAUUGACGGCAGGGGGUCGUUGCCCGUCCGCUGGAUGGCACCCGAGACUUUGCUUUGGGAGGAAUGGAGCAGUCACAGCGACGUGUGGAGUUUCGGCAUCACCUUGUGGGAGCUGACUGGACUCUGCCAGCACAGACCUUGGCAAUCGAUGGGAGAGACUUUGCUGCUGGCCAGCGUCAUCCAACGAUAUCAGGCCAGUGUCGCCUCGUCGUCGUCGUCGUCGUCGUCACCUGAAACGUCGUUGAAUUCGUCGACGUCGUCGUCGUCGGUCGACCAUUGCCCGCUGCUGCCGUCGGCCACGCUGGCCAGGCCGGCGCAUUGUCCGGCCGAACUCUACCGACUCAUGGGCCAAUGUUGGCAGCAAGAGCCGGCCAUCCGACCGACGUUUCACGACAUUCACGCCUUCCUCCAGCGGAAUAAUAAUAAACACCACCCACUGUAGAUUAGAUUUGCAUCUCCCCGACUCUCUUCUGAUUACAUUAGCGUUCGUUGCGUCGUUCAAAGUCACCUUCUAUUUCGAAUUGGCUAAAUCCGACUGUUGCUGUAAAGAGCUCAAAAUUAGCCACUGCCCCACCCACCUCCAACAACUCUUCGUUUUCUCGUUCGUUGUGCGUUGUGCGUUGUACAUAAAUACAAUUCGACCCAUCACCUAUCCCCCAUUGCAUAUCAGCAGCCAUUUGUUCAUUUGUUUUUUUGUGUGUUUUUGGGGGGGCAAUUUUCUCGUUUGUGUGCCAAAUGACGUCGAGAAACUUGCACGUCCUUUCGACUUUCCCCCCGUCCCGUGCCCCGAUUCCAUUACGGUUCAUUCUUAUAAAUAUCAAAAAUACAAUGAUGAAUACGUA
Daphnia magna is the source of this 4173-nucleotide messenger RNA. Its product is annotated as discoidin domain-containing receptor 2. Gene Ontology annotation, molecular function: ATP binding; protein tyrosine kinase collagen receptor activity; collagen binding. Gene Ontology annotation, cellular component: signaling receptor complex. Gene Ontology annotation, biological process: protein phosphorylation; multicellular organism development; cell surface receptor protein tyrosine kinase signaling pathway. NCBI's taxonomy places the organism in Eukaryota, Metazoa, Arthropoda, Branchiopoda, Diplostraca, Daphniidae. The record is from RefSeq and is a predicted model, not a curated record.